Molecule: messenger RNA, 1515 nt
Organism: Zea mays
Lineage: Eukaryota; Viridiplantae; Streptophyta; Magnoliopsida; Poales; Poaceae
Exons: 1
Coding region: 32-1210 (392 amino acids)
Cellular component (GO): plasma membrane
Source: RefSeq, marked provisional
GUUUGUGUGAGUGUGUUAGUGAGAGAGAACCAUGGCGACGCAGCGGUUCACGGCGGCGCUGGUGGCCUGCCUCCUCCUGCUCCUGGCGCUGCCGGCGCGCGGGCGCAACAUCACGGCCAUCCUCGCCGGGUACAAGGAGUACAAGCUAUACAACCAGUACCUGUCGGAGACGAAGGUGUGCGACGAGAUCAACUCGCGGCAGUCGACGUCGAUGUCCGUCCUGGUGCUGUCCAACGACGCCAUGACGACGCUGGCCUCCGACGCCGGCGACUCGCUCCCCGCCAUCAAGAACGCGCUGCGCCUCCACUCGGUGCUCGACUACUACGACCGCAAGAAGGUGAAGAAGUACGGCGACGAGAGCGCCGCCACGCUGUACCAGGCCACGGGCGACGCCGCCAGCACCACGGGGAACGUCAAGGUGGUGGACCAGGAGGACAAGAACUACGGCUUCUCGGCCGCCACGCCGGGCGCCAGGAUCUGCACCGUCACCAAGGAGGUGGAGACGCACCCUUUCAAGUUCGCCAUCCUCGAGGUCACGGCGCCCAUCGAGUUCGACGGCCUCUUCGACACCCCCUCCACCGACAACCUCACCCGCCUCCUGGAGCGCGCCGGCUGCAAGGUCUUCGCGUCGCUGGCCGCCUCCACGGGCGUGCUCAAGACGUACGAGGCCGCCAUGGACAAGGGCCUCACCCUGUUCGCCGUCAACGACGACGCCUUCCAGGCCAAGGACGCGCCCGACGUCAAGGCCAUGUCCAAGGCCAACCUCACCAAGCUCCUCCAGUACCACGCCCUGCCUUCCUACAACACCAAGACCUCGCUCAAGUCCGUCAAGGGCCCGCUCCGCACGCUGGCCGCCAAGGCCGACGUCACGGUGGUCGCCAAGGGCGACGACGUCUCGCUCGACACCGGCAAGAGCAGGUCCCGCGUCGCGUCCACCGUCGUCGACAGCGUCCCGUUCUGCCUGCUCACCAUGGACACCCUCCUGGUGCCGCCGGAGCUCUACGUCGGCGCCCCGGAGGCGGCACCGGCGCCGGCGCCAGCGGACGCGCCACAGGGGUCCCCGCCCGCGGCGGACGCCCCGUCGGUGGCCGCGGACCACGCCGACCACAAGUCCAAGAAGCCGUCGGCGUCGUCCGCCGUCGCGUGGCGACCGGCCGGCGCGCUCGCCGCGGUGGCCGUGUGCUCCGUCGUGCUGGCCUCCCUCUUGUGAUGCAUUGUUGCUUGACAGCUCCUCCGACCUCUGCUUCCUCCGAUCCAAGCAGAUACCCGUUUCUCUGUGAUCUCUCUCCCCCGCUCUGUUCCGGUCCUUGCUUCAUUGAAUCUGUUGGUGCAUUGCCAUUUCCACAUGUAAUUUGAGCAAACAUGUACAUUUCCCCCUUUUUUCAUGAUAGUUUCAGAACACAAUAUUCUAAGCAGCUGCGCCAUUCCAUUUCGCGCAACGGCUUUCUCUCGGAUCCUGAGACCCAUUCAUGUAGUGAAAGGAGAAGUCAAACGAGAAGAACAAAUCUGAAAGCU